This is a messenger RNA of Anopheles stephensi (Asian malaria mosquito), 3513 nucleotides long. Its product is annotated as proton channel OtopLc. The transcript has 5 exons. Gene Ontology annotation, biological process: proton transmembrane transport. Bases 855 to 3200 code for a protein of 781 amino acids. Gene Ontology annotation, cellular component: membrane. Gene Ontology annotation, molecular function: proton channel activity. Lineage: Eukaryota; Metazoa; Arthropoda; Insecta; Diptera; Culicidae. The record is from RefSeq and is a predicted model, not a curated record.
UGUGUCAGUCGGAUCCGAUCGUCGCACUAGACGCGUGUCAUUCCGUGAGUCUUUCCACCCACAGACGAAAAGGGUGUGUGUGUGUGUGUGUGUGUGUGUAUAUAUAACGCGCAUUUGUGUAUUUCAUCCGGACGGAAGGAACUUCCCCCCUCAUAUUCUACCCUUACUCUCCAUACCUGGAAGAGAUAAUCAAGAGAAGGUGUAGAAGAAGAAACGCUAAAAUACGGACGUCCGUUGUCGCACGCGCACGCUUGAUGACGCCUUGUUACCUUGUACUUGGUGUCCCAUCCUAACCAGGCGUAGCAGUAGACGCUUGAACCUUAUUACCCGAGACACCUUCCCGGCACCAUUCAACCUGAACCCGGCCGUUUGACCACAUCUGCGUUCAGACCACGGGCUUAGAUAACGCUAAUAAGUAGCGUCCAACCGCUCUGACGUGCUCUGCCCGCUGCCGUGUUGGCUUUCAAUUAGUGAAAUUGAUUGGCUUUACUACCACCACCGAUUGCUGAUUGAAACAUCCCAAACACCCGUGCGUCCUCCUGGGGUGGACAGAUAGGCGACGGCGGUUACCCACCCGAUUUGCGGUUUCUGCUGUGCGUGCGUGCCCCUGUGCCCCUGUGUGAUGAGUGAGGGUGGAUCUACUCCGUCGCUUGUUAUCUAUUACCAACCGGGUGUCUUACGCACCAGUUCUUCAGCUCGAUAAAAGCGGUGCCAGGUUCUGGAACGUGUGCCCAUUCACGCGUCCAUAUUAAACGGUGGUGAGCUGGUGACGCUGUUCUAAAAUUCCGUGCCCGUGCUAAAAACCGCACCAUCAAUUCGACGAGCUCAACCGAACCGGCGCAGUGCCGCACAUCAUGUCCACCAGCGUUACGCCCAGCACACCCGGCAGUACGGGCGGCAAGCUGCUCAAGAAGAACUCCGUCUCCUUCAGUGAGCAGCUAGAAAGUGAGCUAGCGUCACUCGGCGAAACAGCUACCGCCACCGUUGACGAGGAAGCGGACAGCCCCCACAACGAAGACGAUGCUCAGCCGGUACUGAGCUUCGCCAAGGACAGUAACUAUCUGUCCGUGCCGAAAGGUGAUCACGACCCGGACAGCGGGAUACAGCUGCUAGGCAAAUCGGGAGGUUCGAUCUUGAGCAACGCGAAGACAAUGCCGGUCAAAUAUAAUCACCAUCACAACCAUCAGCAUCAUGGGUCCAGUACGAUGCUGGAUCAAAUACCGGAAGAUCUGGAAUCGCGGCGGAAUGGUGGGGGAGGUGGUGAAACGUACACAUCCGGCCGACGUUCGUCCUCUGUCGCGCAUGAGGGCCAUGGACACACGAAACCAUCACUGAUGGCUGCCAUUCGUCGAGGAUCGCUGGCCUGGUUGCCUGGGCGACGGCAUCACAACAAUGAUAUUGAGUCAAACAUGGGCAGCAAAGUGUCGUUAAGCCAGCUGCCACCAUCGAGUGGACCACUGAGUGAGCAGGCACUGGAAUCGCGCCGUAAAAACAGACGCUUUGGAGAUGAUGCACUCAGUACAGCUCUAUCCGCUUUGUACGCAAAGAUAGUCGUCAUCCUCGGUAUUGCGCUACCGGUCACCGAGAUUCUAUCCUCCCAGAUACCGGCCAACGUUUACCAGGGCUUCUACCUGUUUCUCUACACCGUCAGCAUCGCGUUUGUGAUCUUCGUGUACGCCUCCACGAUGCGACGACGUGCAGUGCUAACCCUCAUCAAGAGUUAUCAUGAGAAAACGAACAGUAGCUCCUCGACGAAGAAGCGCAUACCGCACUUUGGUAGCUUCUAUCUGCGGGUCGGUGCUAUCGCGUUCGGUAUCGGUACGAUGGUGUACUCGGGGCUCGAGUUUGGACAGUACUUCGAGCUGAACGCAUCACCCGGAUGUUCUAGCAUCUUCAUCGCACUAACGCCGGCCGCCCGGAUGCUGCUGUCGCUGGUGCAGAUGCAGUUCAUCUUUCUGAACACGUCCGAUUUGGAUAUGGCCAGACAUAAGGUGUUUGCUAGGUUUGGGCUAAUGCAUAUGGUCGCGACGAAUCUGUGCGAGUGGUUGUACGUGUUGGUGGAGGAGACAAAGCACGAGAUCCACCAUCUUGCCCAUACGGCACAUCACAAGGGUGAUGCACUGGACACCUACACAGCGCUAGUUACGGCCGCAUCAACGCCAACCAGCACUGUCUCCACCACGACCACAACUUCAGACUCUUCGGAAGAGCUGCUAGAUGCCGCCCUCAAUCACACACUGGUCCGGCGUGCCACCGAACCUGCAGCAGAGUACGUCGACUGUCAACGCACCAACAUAAUGGGAUCGCUCGUCCAGAACGUAUCCCCAUUUCUCUUUCCCUGCACGAUCGAGUACUCGCUCAUCUGUGCCGUCAUCCUGUACGAGAUGUGGAAGAAGGUUAAAACGAUUGCAGAGAUCGAUCGUACACGCCGCAGCUCGAUCAAGGUGCAGACCGGAGCCGGCUCGAAGAGUGCUCACCAUUUCUCCGUCGACUGUUCCCGGGCACAUCGGGGCAUGUUUGGCGGUAUCCUGCUGACGGUCCUCACAAUCAUCUGUCUCAUCAUGUACUUCGUGCUGUAUGACGAACCCGGAUACGAGUACUUCGCGAUCCAGGAAGUGACGAUCGCGGAAACGCUCAUGUACGCACUGACAGCGGUCGCGGUGGUGGUCGCCAUGCUGAAGAUGCGUGAUCUGAAGUACCAGCGGAAGAAGAACGACCAUCACAGUGGGUCGAUCAGUCUCGACUGUACGCUGCUGGUGUUGGCCCAAACGGGGGUGUACGUGUACGGGAUGUUCAGUAUCGUCGGCAGCUACUUCUCGAUGAAGCAGGGUGUGCCGGGAGCGAGGGAAGGCUUGGUGGCGGAACUGUUCAGCCUCAUACAGACCUCGAUCCAGACGCUGUUUAUCCUGAACGCGGUCUGGCGCAAGUGCCGCGGUGCUCAGCAGAACCGCACGAAACCGGGCAGGGAGAUCGUUACCUUCCUGCUGGUCGCCAACAUGGCGAUGUGGUUCAUCAACACGCUGAUUAAGGGACGGGCCAGCUUCCGGCCGUCUCAUCUCGAUUUCUUCGGCACCUGGGCCUGGACGGUGAUUACGCACGUGUCGAUGCCGCUCGCCAUCUUUUACCGGUUCCACUCGACGAUCUGUCUGUUUGAGGUGUGGAAAUCGACGUACAAGGUGAAGAUCAACGAUCAUCAUUAGUGGUAGUAGGAGUAGUAGUUGCAGUAGCAGCAGUGGUGACGACUGGUACAACAUUGUAGAUAGUAAAGACGAGACUGGUGUCCAGAGCGAACACACACACAAAAGCACACCGUUAGCAGCCCAGUAGCUUAGAAGGAUAGACGAAAUAUUCUUGGUCCCAAGAUGGCCGCCUGUGACUUAAACGCCUAGUGUUAAGCUAAUCGAACGUACUUCCGCGACGGUUCUCGAUAGAGCAUUCGCACGCCUCUGUGUCACCACUGUCGAUCUUCUCCCACAGUGAGGGAUUAUUCUUCCACUAAAUAUUGAAAUAAGC